AUGGCACGGCUCCUCUCUAUGCUCCGACACCUCGCGCACGCCUACCUAGUGCUCUACAUCCUCCUCCUCGCCGCCGCCUUCCUCACCAUCACCGCCACCUUCGGCGCCAUCUUCUUCGACUCGGACCCUGCGUGCUACGAGGCCUUCACCAGCACCGACAUGACAGACAUCGACCUAAACUGGUGCUACGACGUCUCCGUCUCGGCCGUCAAGCCCCCCUUCUGGGCGUUCCACUACGCCGUGCUGACGAGCAUGGUGUUGCCCAUGCUGAGCCUUCCCAUCGUGGCGCUGGGGGUCGUCAAGCUGUGUCGGCGAGGGGCAAGGUUGCUGGCGGUGCUGUGGCGGGAACGGCGUACCGUGGCUGACGUGCUGUUUUGGUGGAAUGUCGUGACGUGGAGCUGGGCGGUGUUUUUUUAUGGGGCGCAGUUCGCGGAGACGCUGGCGGCGGCGGUGGGGGUUGGGGGUGAGGGUGGGGCCGCUGGAGUCGAGGGUCAGGCUGUGCUGGCGGGUGGAGGCGCUCAAGAGCUCUAG
Cyphellophora europaea CBS 101466 is the source of this 531-nucleotide messenger RNA. RefSeq lists its product as uncharacterized. NCBI's taxonomy places the organism in Eukaryota, Fungi, Ascomycota, Eurotiomycetes, Chaetothyriales, Cyphellophoraceae. The record is from RefSeq and is a predicted model, not a curated record. The transcript has a single exon. Bases 1 to 531 code for a protein of 176 amino acids.